Messenger RNA from Larimichthys crocea (large yellow croaker), 1803 nucleotides. It is a transcript of the gene ogfod2, whose product is annotated as 2-oxoglutarate and iron-dependent oxygenase domain containing 2. The coding region runs from base 120 to 1169 and encodes 349 amino acids. The record is from RefSeq and is a predicted model, not a curated record. The transcript is spliced from 7 exons. Gene Ontology annotation, molecular function: L-ascorbic acid binding; iron ion binding; oxidoreductase activity, acting on paired donors, with incorporation or reduction of molecular oxygen. Lineage: Eukaryota; Metazoa; Chordata; Actinopteri; Sciaenidae.
UUAUGCUUUUAUUUUGACGACUUGAACCGGAAGCGUUUGUGACGUUGCUGGCUGUGUGUGUUGUGAGUGAACAGUGUGACAUAAUAAGUGUGUUCAGUGUGUGUUUGUAACGAGCAGUGAUGACAGACGGAGCCUCACACCGACACUUCUAUCUCUGCAGAUGUUUUUCCACUGACAACAUUUUCCUGGAGGAAUACCACACGCACGUCCGCUUUGUGACGCAGCAGCAGUUCACACUGGACUACCGAGCACUGCUCAGCAGGCUCGGCUGUGUGACAGAGCAGCAGUUUGAGGAUGUACUCAACAAGAUUUCACAGGAAGUGGACAGACGAAGGCAUCUUGGUGUGAUGUCUGCUGAGAGAGCUAUAGCUAUAAAAGACAUGUACCAGCCUUUCCAUCCCCACGUCUACCAUCUGCAGGAGUCCUACCUCUCACCAAAGUUCAAGCAGAUUGUUGAGUACUGUGAAAACAGGAACACCAGUGAAGAAGGUCUCUUAGACUUGUUGGAGGAAGAGGCAGCAGUAAGAGUGUAUCGCCUACCUGUGUUUGAGAAAAGCUUCUGUGAUGAGCUGGUGGAGGAGCUGGAGCACUUUGAGAAGUCCUCUGCCCCUAAAGGAAGACCCACCACUAUGAACCAUUAUGGGAUCCUUCUGGAUGAACUGGGCUUUGAUGAAGACUUCAUCACACCCCUCUGUGAGCGCUACCUGUAUCCACUCACCUCCCUGCUGUACCCUGACUGUGGGGGGCGCUGUCUGGACAGCCACAAGGCCUUUGUUGUUAAAUAUGACAUGAAUGAAGACCUGGAUCUGAGCUACCACUAUGACAACUCAGAGGUCACCCUGAAUGUUUCCCUGGGCAAGGACUUCACUGAGGGAAACCUUUACUUUGGUGAUAUGAAACAGGUUCCCUUAAAUGAGACGGAGUGUUCAGAGGUUGAGCACAGGGUGACCGAGGGCCUCCUCCACCGGGGUCAACAUAUGCACGGGGCCCUACCCAUCUCCUCUGGCCAGCGCUGGAACCUCAUCAUCUGGAUGAGAGCCUCACAGGUGCGCAACAACCUGUGCCCCAUGUGCAACAAGAGGCCGACACUGGUGGAAGGAGAGGGCUUUGCUGACGGCUUCACCAAACCCUCCAGUGCACAGCCGAGCACUCCAUGUGUGCUGACGUGACGUAUCCUGCUGCUACCAGCCUUAAUAAAAAGACACUGUGGCAGCCAGCAAUGCAUGCUGCUACCUCUGAUGGAUGCUGUAGGCAUAUGAUGAUUAAUGAAUGAUUAAUGUUCUCACAGCUGAUUGAGUUGAACAGACAGAUAGGCUGCUGAAUGCUUCUUGUAGUGUUAAUCAAGACUACACUGGCUGACAGCAAAAAACCAUUACAUUAAAUUAAAUGUAUUAUCAUGAUUAUCACGUUCUGACUGCGUUCCAAUUUGGAAUUAUAAAUAUUUAUUAUUCAUACAAUUUAUGAUAGUAGUGGUGCUUAAAUUCUGACAUUCAGUGUAGUGUGCCAUUUUAUGAAGAGUAUGCCUUACGGCCUUGGAUAUGAGUCCAAUGAUGUAAAUAUAUAUAAUCUUUAUAUACAGGAUAAUACAGUCUGUGUUUGUACUAAAGAUGAAUUGGUGAUCCUGUAUGUUAUACAGUACAUCACACUCACUGCAUCUCUGUCAUCAUUCAUAUCCAGUCAGGGUAUUCUCUAACUGAUUUAACAUCUGGUAUUGUGAGGCAUUGUUGGGUCUAUAUGGAAAGUGUCAUGAGAUAACUUCGGUUCUAUAAAUAAAAUAAAAUAAAUUUAAUACUGAGUAUCCAU